GACGAAAUAUAACUCAUUUGAAAGGCUUUCUUGAAUUAAGGCCAAGUCUAUACAUGUUAUUGGAAUCAACCUGGGUAUAAGAAAAAGAAUACGACAUGUAUACUCUUUGUUGAAGCACUUUUAAGCACAUAAAGGCAAUAGACUGAGAGAACAGAAAAAAAAGAAGCUAAUAAAAUUAUGCAUGAUAAAGAAUAGAGAUUGGUUUAUUGAAGGAGAAAGCAGCCCAAAAAAAGGUUGAUGUGAAGUGAAAGUUGCUCCUACAAAGGGAUAAACACAGAGGUAUUAAUUGGUGGAGUUCCAAUCAGCUUCAAGUGUUUUGUUGUGUCUUUGUGUGUGUGUCGUGUGUGUCAGCAAACAAGACCUACCCAUCUCUCUUUCUCUAUCUCUCUCAUAUUCUUACUACUUUUCUCCACUUAUUACAAAACUCAAAAGCAUUUGUAGUGAGUCUAUUCUUUCCUUAUAUAGCAUCAACUUCUGCUCCCACUUAUGAGAUAAAAAACUAAAUUUUUAUGCUUCUUUUUUUCUUAGGCUAUAUAGCUAUUAGUCCAGAAGGUGAGAGCGAAAGAGACAAUUGAAGGGAACAAAACCAUCACCUGGAAAAUUAUAUACCCUCUUUGCCCCUCAUGGAGUCUUCCAGCGGAAAGCCAAGAUCAUCUGAUUCCUCAUGCAUCGUUUCUGCAUCCACCACUCUUCCAUUUCCAGAUUCCCCAAAGCUGAACCUAAAAAAUUACAACAGAGACGCAGAAGCGGCACGAGAUCAUGACCAAAUAGAAGGAGAGGAAGGUGUAAGGCUUGAACUUAUGCUAGCAGGAUAUGAUUCUAGUCAACCACAGCUCAAUCAAGAACUCAAUCUCCUCAACUGCUUAGAGGCAGGUGUAGUCACUCCAAGUUUUAACGGGUCAAGUUCCACUGAACAGAAGCUCUUCUCAUGCAACUACUGUCAAAGAACAUUCUACAGCUCACAGGCGCUUGGUGGUCACCAAAACGCCCACAAAAGAGAAAGGACUUUGGCAAAGCGAGGGCAACGGAUGGCAUCUGCCGCAGCUUUCGGGCAUCCAUAUAGCUUUGCUCCAGUCCCGUUCCAUGGGCAGUACAGCAACAGAUCCUUGGGUAUUCAGGCGCACUCAAUGAGUCACAAGCUAAGUUCAUAUAACGUGUUUGGUGGUGAGUAUGGUCAGAUCAAUUGGUCAAGGAUACCACUAGUUCAGCAACCAGCCAUAGGAAAACUAACUUCAACAGAGAAUCAUUAUAAUCAUCAUCAGAUGAUGAUUGCUCCACCGUUGACUUCCACAUGUGAAAACAUCGGUAGGUUCGAUGUUGGAAGGAUUCCAGUAGAUUUACCAACUUCCGAACUAUGGCAGAGAGGCGAGGAAUUGUUGAAGCCAGCUGAAGAAGAACAGCAGAAGAACCUUGACUUGUCCCUUAAACUCUGAAAUUCUUUUCUUUUCUUUUUUUUGGGUUUUGCUCUGAAAUUGGUUUCCUUGAGCCAAGUCUCUCCUCGAGCUUUUUUUUCUUUGUGCUGGUUUUUUGUUGUCAUUGAUGUCUACACCAGUAUUAUUCAAUUGUUAGUAAUCUUGUGAGUAUAUCUUCUACCAUAGAUUUAUGAUGUACAUCUUUCCACAUUUCUACAAGUUUGAGUUUUUCAACUAGA
Messenger RNA from Arabidopsis lyrata subsp. lyrata, 1651 nucleotides. Its product is annotated as zinc finger protein 3. NCBI's taxonomy places the organism in Eukaryota, Viridiplantae, Streptophyta, Magnoliopsida, Brassicales, Brassicaceae. Bases 624 to 1433 code for a protein of 269 amino acids. Gene Ontology annotation, biological process: negative regulation of abscisic acid-activated signaling pathway. The transcript has a single exon. The record is from RefSeq and is a predicted model, not a curated record.